AUGCUGUUUGCAAGGAGGUUGUUGGCUGGGCCGGGUCGAUGGUGGUUCAGAGACGUCCAUGAUGCCCCGGACGUCCAGGUUUCCAGCGAGGAAGCCUGGGAAGACGCGGGGAGACAGCGAUCAGAGUCUCAGGUCAGCAAUCUUGAUGAGUGGGACUGGGACAUCGUCGAGGCGACUGAGGAUCAAAGCCGCGAGAUCGCCGUAUUGGCGACCCUUCCUGGCGAUUUCGCCUCGGAUGCGGCGAUGGAGCCCGAAAGCCCGGCUCGGACACAAUGUGGAUCAAGCUCCUCGUGCAUCUGCCCAAAGGCAACAAGGGACACUGCCGUAAGAGCAGCCCCAUUCGAGACCGUUGUCGAGGACGUGUAUGUGGGAUUGACUUCGCCAUUGGAGCGAUCGGACGUCACGGAACCAGACGACGAGUCUGGCCGGCCACCUCCAGACGAGUCUGGCUCCGACGAUGGAGCCGCACUCAGCAACGUGCGCAGCUCGGAGCAGGCAGCACCUUUGGCUGGGUUCGCUGCACCCUGUGGAAGGUUUGCAGCGACCACGACCUCCUGGUGUGGACUCUAUCCAGGCACUGUACCAAGAGGUAGUGAAGAAGAGUUGGCCAGCAAGCUUCAGCGGCAGUUAGCCAGGGCAGAGCAAGAAGGUUGUGUGCUGCAGUCAGGCAGCCGACAUUCCGCAGUGGCCGACGUGCAAGCCACAACGGCUGAUGAGGCCAAGGCAGCACGGCCGAAAUCGAGCGGGACUUGCGUUCAGCUCCUGUACGCUUCCAAGCGUCAUUCCCUUUUCGACUUCCAGGAGAGCUCUCUUCUGCGCAGCGCCGGCCAGGCUAGGAAGAAGACAACAGUACUUGCAACGCCAUACAAUGCCAUGCACUAUGUAUCAACGUUACCAGAGCUAUUAACACAGUCGAAGGGCAAGGGCAGCAUCCUCAUGGCCGCUCGCUCCAACCGCCCGAGACCUCCCAAGCUCUCGCACUCCGGUAGCUUGGAGAAAGUUGACGGUGUGCUGAGCCGUCAAACCUCAAAAGAUUCAUCUCCCGUUGCAUUGGCGGCCUUUGGUUUGUUGAAUCCGCCAGACUCGCACCCGUCUACUCCGAUUGGUGUCCCUGAGCUGAAGAAGCCGCUUGCCUUAGACGAUGUAAACGAGGACCUGAUCGAAAGGGAGAGGGAGACGUGGCACGCAUGGUUGCAGCGGCUCUUGGCCUUUACGGGGCCUGGUUGGCUGAUGAGCAUCGCGUACGUCGAUCCUGGAAACCUCGAAGCAGAUCUUCAAGUCGGGGCACAAUUUGGAUACUCUUUGUUGUGGGCUCUAACAGGUGCUACGUUCAUGGGUCUGGGAAUGCAGCUGCUGGCAGCUCGGCUAGGCUGCGCUACAAAGCGCCAUUUGGCAGAGCACUGCCGGGAUGCCUUUGAGUUUCCACUCCGGCAGCUUCUUUGGAUGCUCACCGAGCUUGCGAUUGUCGGCUCGGACAUCCAAGAGGUGAUUGGCUGCUCCAUUGGCCUGGAGCUACUUUUUGGUAUCCCCUUGACUGUUGGAGUAUUGAUCACGGCCUUUGCGGCCUUCAUCUUCCUUUUCUUGGAACGUCUGGGCACACGACCGCUGGAGCUGUUUUUUGGUGUGCUGAUUCUGAUUUUGGCUUUGUCCAUGGGUCGCUUGUAUGCAAGAAUUUGCCCUGACAGCAUGGCAGUGGCAGAAGGUCUUCUCGUUCCCUGGCUACCACCUUCCGCCAUGCAGCAGGUAGUUGGGAUGGUUGGCUGUGUGAUCAUGCCGCACAACCUGUUCUUACACUCUGCUCUUGUGCAAAGCCGUGUGGUGCAGCCUGGGGGCGAGGCAGAUGCUGUUUGGCUCUUCACAGUGGAGUCAACUUGUGCGAUCCUCACCUCGCUGAUCAUCAACACCUUCGUCGUAGCAGUCUUUGCAAAGGGCUUCUUUGGCAAGCCCGGCACCGAUGCAAUCGGUCUGGCAAAUGCGGGCCAAUACUUGGGAGAGGCUUUUGGGCAACCUAUGAAAAUCGUCUGGGCCCUAGGUCUGUGUGCUGCCGGCCAGUCCAGCACAAUGACCGGUGCCUACGCCGGUCAGUGGGUGAUGCAGGGAUACCUGGAUUUGAAGGUAGCUCCAUGGAAACGGGCCAUCAUUACCCGUUCCAUGGCGCUAGUUCCAUGCCUUGCUGUUGCAGUCUACUUUGGAGGACAGCGUGAUGGCUUGGACAUUCUCAACACAUACUUGAAUGUGUUGCAGAGUGUCGUACUUCCUUUCGCGGCCGUGCCCCUGCUCAUGUUUGCAGGGUCGAAGCGCGUCAUGGAUAACCUCGUAUUGUCGAAUACCUCGCUGAUUGCUGCUUGGUUUGCUACAGCCCUGAUCAUUUGCGCCAAUCUAUACCUGGCAGUAGAGCAGUUUGCUGGCCUUGGUGUGGCACGCAUGCAGGUCGGUUGCAGUCUUUACGUACUAACGAUACUCUACGUUGCCUGGAAGGGCCAUCAAGCAGUGAGAUAA
Symbiodinium sp. CCMP2592 is the source of this 2499-nucleotide messenger RNA. The record is from the annotation of a GenBank genome assembly. NCBI's taxonomy places the organism in Eukaryota, Dinophyceae, Suessiales, Symbiodiniaceae.